CAAAUUUGUCUCCCACGUGUAGACAGACCAGAUCAGUGCUGUCCAGCUGAAGUGUGCCAGUGAAGUGAUAACGCAUGCAUACAGAUGCAUACAGAUGUUUUGAAUUUGUUGUCCAUAUCACUGUAUGCUUCCAUCCACGGGACGCUGAGUAAGCACUGCUCCCUGAUCAGGCCUCUGAAAGCUGACUUUACAUUCGUCCAGCCUCCUCCUCCUCCUUGUUUUUUUUUUUCCUCUCUUCUCCUGGGCUGGUUUUGCUACAGAGCCAGUAGAACUAUGAUCACUGGAUCGAUGAGGAAAUCUAUUGGCUCGAUCCAGUGCCACUCUGAAGUGAGACUGUAACCUGUACUCUCACAGAGCAAAGCAGAAAGUGAAAAUGCUCCGAAGAAGAGCUGCUGGAGCUGUCUGAAUGAUCCGACUAGUCGACUAGAAGCUUUGCAAACCGCCUUGCAAUAUCUGCACGAGCCUUUAUUCUUCAUAAAACACGCCAGAGAGUGGCCAGCUGGGUUCUUUGUUGUCUGCCAGCCUUGCUCUGUGGUUUACCCAUGCCUCCAUUUUCCCUCGAUGACAGAUUUGUGGUGCCGCUCCAAUUUUAUCUGGACACAACCUACCUGGAAGCCACCGUGGGCGCCAUUGUGGUGGAGAUCCAGGUGACAAACCUCACUUAUAUGCCCUCAUCCAGCAGCUCCACUCGUUCCCUGACGUGUGGAUGCAACAGUGCCAGCUGUUGCAUGGUGAGCACUUAUGAAAAAGACAGUCAGACCCAGACCCUGACCCAAACACUGAGCCAGGUCAGUACAAGUAGCCCCAACUUGAACUCCGGCGUCAGCUAUGGUGGGCAAGGAGGUUUCUCCAGGCCAAUGGUGGGCCAGACUGAAACCUACAGUGCACCCAGUCUCACUUCCAGCACACCCAGAGGUGGUGUGCGCAUCAUCCACCCAAGUGAGCUGGCUCAGAAGAUGACAUAUAGCCCCACAGGUCAUCCAGUGGGGCCUCUGCCACUGAUAAUAGACUGUAGGCCCUUUAUGGACUACAACAAGAGCCAUAUCCGAGGCGCUGUGCAUAUUAACUGCUCUGACAAGAUCAGCCGUCGGCGCCUGCAGCAGGGCAAGAUCACUGUGCUGGAUCUCAUUUCCUCCCACCAGAGCAAAGACUCAUUUAGGGGGAUUUUUUCAAAAGAGAUCAUCGUUUAUGAUGAGAGGACACUGGACGCAGCUCGACUGUCAUCGUCUCAUCCUUUGCAUGUAGUUCUGGAGUCUCUACGCAGGGAUGGGAUGGACCCAAUUGUUCUCCGAGGUGGCAUCUCCAGUUUCAGACAUGGCCAUGAGGACUUAUGUGAGGACUCUCUACAACUUCAGGAGGGUCACGAUGCUGGUGCAGCCGUUGCCCUGUCAGGGGCGUUACCUCACUUGCUGCCCUCCAGCCCUGACAUUGAGAAUGCUGAGCUGACAACUAUUCUGCCCUUCUUGUUCCUGGGCAACGAACGUGAUGCACAGGACCUUGACCAAAUGCAAAGGUUGAACAUUGGGUACAUUCUCAAUGUCACCACGCACCUCCCACUAUACCUCUAUGACCUAGGGAUGUUCAAGUAUAAACGCUUACCUGCCACCGACAGCAACAAGCAGAACCUACGUCAGUAUUUUGAAGAAGCAUUUGAAUUUAUAGAAGAAGCUCACCAGGCAGGCAAGGGACUGCUCAUUCACUGCCAGGCUGGCGUGUCACGGUCUGCCACUAUUGUCAUUGCAUACCUGAUGAAACACACUUGGAUGACCAUGACAGAUGCCUACAAGUUUGUCAAGAUGCGAAGGCCUAUCAUCUCACCCAACCUCAACUUUAUGGGCCAGCUCCUUGAGUUUGAAGAAGAUCUCAAUAAUGGCAUCACUCCUCGCAUACUCACGCCCAAGCUUGUUGGAGUAGAGACCAUUGUGUAGGAAGAUAGAUUAAGCUUUAUGAGUGCAUUCUCCUCCAAAGUAUUUUUCUUUUAGUGUUUUUUUUUUUUUUCACCGGAAGACUGUCUGUGAAUGUGGGAUGCAUGCCUCAAAGAAACAAGAUGGUUUUUUUUUUUUUUUUACUUUAGCAUGGAUUUUGGAAUAUGCACGUGUCUUCUUUUGUCUCUAAAGAUGCUUGUCAGAAAAGAUUUGUUUGGUGUGUCAGUUGUUCUUGUACUAUUUUUAUACCAGAGUUGACCAUGAUGAGCCUUCAGUGGCUUCACUGUGCAAUACUUUGAGUGAAAUGCAGUGGUGGUUAAUCUGUAUCUAUACAGUAGUAGGUGAUGGCGAAAACCUUUGCAGGUCUCUAUGUUCAAGAUUCUAUAUAUUUUUAAAAAAUAUUAAUAUUAUUGUGUUCAGCUGAAUGUGAAGCCAAUGUCUUUGGCAUGAACCUUUAUUAGAUAUAUUUUUAUUUUUUAAAAGAUGGAAGGAAACAUUUUUGUCUGUAUAUCAUACCAAAUAAUUUAACUUUAUCUUUGAUAAAAUCUCAAAGGCUCUGUGUAUGUUUGUGUUUCUGGCACUAUUGUUAUUCCUGGUGCCAGAAAUAUGUCCAAAUAAGAAAUCUAUGCUGCAUGAACACCCAAGACAUGAAGAUUAAUAUUCAACUAUAAUCCUCUUUUACUGUUAUAUGAUAUUUACCAUAUACUGUGGUUUUGAAUUACACUGUUAGCUUACCCAGUGCUCCCAAUAUCACCUUGGAAUCCACUUUCUUUUUCUUUUCCGCUUGUUUGUGCGUGAACGUAGGCGAACAACCAAAAGGGUAUAAUGUGCUUAUACAUAAUUAAUUAUCUCUCUUUCUAGUAACAUACUGGCAUCUUUAGCCAGCUGAAGUGCUCUGACCUCUAACUGGGUACGUAGGCAAAAGUUUAAAGGAGACAGUUUUUUUAAUUGCUAGUAAAUGUGGGUAACUGAUUGUUUAAUGCAAAAAUAAAUAAAUAAAUAAAUAAAUAAAAAUAAAUAAUAAAUCUAUCAUUUGCACUUAAUUCUGUGGCAAAGCUACCAAAGUUUCUUUGGAAACAUAAAGCACUGCUGUUAAUGGGAGUGAUAAAAGGUCUCUCGACUCUGUGUUCUUUACUGUUCUGUAGUGUACAGGACGCAAACAGCAGCUCUGCUUUCUCUACAGUAUCAUAUUCAGUUAUUUAAACUAAAGAUAAAAUGUUUUCUUUGCCAUUAAAUCCAUGGUUUGCAGUCAUUCAUAAUUUGUUUAGUUCCUCUGGUUUAAAAGUAAGGAGUGAUCUGCUUUGUCUUUAUCAAAAUGACCCAGAGGGAUAUUAUAAAUAAUUUCAUAACUCAACUUUAAGCCCACUGUCUGUAAGUUUCAGAAGUUUGUCUAGCAUUAUAGUUAUCACUUCACAGCAUAACUUAGCACAAUGCUAUAAAGUUAAUGUCAUUAAUAUUUAGCCACACUUUGAACGUUGACAUUUUAUUUAAAACAAAGUUACAUAUGCAAGCAGUUACAGUCAUAAGAUUUUACAAAAGACUUAAAACCUUAUAUAAAUACAACCAUAAAAUACAGAAUAUAUAUAUAUAUAUACACACACACAUAUAUAUUUUCUUUUAAUUCCUUUUAAUGUGUGUGUGUGUGUGUGUGUGUAUAUAUAUAUAUAUCUCACACACAUGUAUCAUCAACAAAUUGAGACACUUUACUGUUUUAUUGUAAGACGAUAAUUUAGUUGAGUGUAAAAUGAAUUUAAAGGCAUUUUGUAAAAUGUAGUGCAAAAUAUUUAAUGCAAGAUAUUUUCAAAAGCAGAAUGUCUUUUUUGCUCUGCUAUUUUUUUUAUUUUUUAUUUUCUAACAGAUUAGGGCUUAAUUCGCAUUACACAGCAGUGUUUGAAACGUUGUACUUGAAUAAAUGAGUCUGAACGUCCUCACUGCUGACUUAAUAAAACCGCAGUUUGUUAAAUUGUUGCUUGUGUGUAUACAGUGUACCGUACUCGAUUUAUUCAUUCAGUUCAUUUUACCUCUUCAUGAACUUUGUAUACUGUUAGUUCUGUGAAACAUUUAUGUAUGGUCAGGGAGUGCAAAUGACUGUACAACUGAAACAAAAUGUAAAGAAAUAAUUCUGGGGUAUUAUAUGGAAUGUUUAUGUGGGUUUGCUGUUUUAUAUACAGUGUUACAUACAGUUAAGAUAUUUUAUGAGUGACUCAUAAAGAAAGAGCGAAAUAUGUAUUAUGUGUGCCGUAGAUAAUUGUGUCUCUUUCUGUCUAUGCAUUACAUUAGCUGUGAUCAUUCAAAUCUGUUUUCGCACUGGCUCAGAAAAAGGUGCUAUAUUAAUGGAGGCCUUCUAAACCUUAUUUGUGAUAUGCUCUGGUACAUUAUUUUCUUUCCCCAAGGUUAAACCUGUUUAUAUUGUUUUUAAUCUUAAUGACAAAGGUUAAAUCCUGAAGAUUUUCUGUCGUAUGAUUUGGAAAUAAAACAACAAGAGCAACAAAAAAAUGUAUAAUGGACUGUACUUUGAUUUUUAAAGAUAAUAUCUGAGAAUAUCUUUAAGCCUGUAAUCUGUCUGAAACUGUUGCU
Messenger RNA from Pangasianodon hypophthalmus (striped catfish), 4502 nucleotides. RefSeq names its product dual specificity phosphatase 10 (gene dusp10). Bases 543 to 1928 code for a protein of 461 amino acids. The transcript is spliced from 4 exons. Gene Ontology annotation, molecular function: MAP kinase tyrosine/serine/threonine phosphatase activity; protein tyrosine/threonine phosphatase activity. NCBI's taxonomy places the organism in Eukaryota, Metazoa, Chordata, Actinopteri, Siluriformes, Pangasiidae. Gene Ontology annotation, cellular component: cytoplasm; cytosol. The record is from RefSeq and is a predicted model, not a curated record. Gene Ontology annotation, biological process: negative regulation of JUN kinase activity; protein dephosphorylation.